AACUGUUAGCUGUAGUUCAUGUGUUGUAGUUUAUUUUUAUUUUUUUUCUUUUAGAUGAAGGCACACAGCUCAAAACAUUUCCGUUAAUUUUCGCGGGAAGUAUGAGCACACUUAAAGCGUGAGAUUGUGGAGCCUUGUUUUGAUUAGGUGAAGAAUUGAAACCGGCUGUAUUUAUCGGGCAGUGGUAGAAAUUUUUGUUCUUUAAAUGGAACGGUGAACGAAACGAAGAAAAAGAGAAUAAAAUUACAGAAAUGACGGCUAUAAAUUUGUUUGGAAAAGGGCAUGGGAUAUUGAAUCUGGAUUUGAAUAGGCAGCCAGAUGGGUGUGACAGUGAACUAGGGUUUCAAUUUGGGGAUAAUUUUUUGGAGAAACAAACGGAAAUAGACCAGUCAGUUUACAGUGAAAUAAGAACAACGGAGAACAACCCAGAUGGUUCCCUGAGAAAAAGAAGGAGGUACUCCAGUGGAGAGAAGGGCAAGGCUAAAGUUGAUGACUGUGUGCCGUUAAUAGUCAUUGAAGAUUCUGAAGAUAAUCUCAGUCUUGAAUUGGGUCAAAACCCAGUUGGAAAAGAAAGUGAGAAGAUAAAUUCAAACAAUAUUUGGCCACAAAUUGAGGUUGAAUCAUCGUUAAAGAAUAUGGGGCCUGUGGUGGAGCAUAAUUUCUUUGAAGCUGAAGCUUCAGAUUCUGAGAGUGAGCAAGAAAAUGUUAAAGCGGUAGAAUUUUUGUUGGAUUUGAGAGAGGAGGUGAGAAAAAGAGAAGAAAGAGAAAAGUAUCAUGAGAUUGCAAGAUACCAUGCGCCAAGGCUUGCGCGUUCUAUUCCUGAUGAAGAAUUCUACAGGAGAAAGUACCAUCCGGAAGAAACGAACGUGGUGGUAAAGGAAGCUGAAGAUGAAUUUCAAGAUUUGGAUAGUCCUUUUUGUGUAGCAAUGAUAAUGAUCAAGAAGAGGAAUCCAAGUUCAAGUGGCCAAAAGAAGUCGCCAGAUGGAGGCUUGAAGUGGGUGCCUUCAAAGGUUAGUGGAAGUGGUGUUGUGAAGCGAGGUGUUCCUCCAUUGUUGGAACAUAGUUUGAAUGUUCUUGCGAAGAAUUCUGAGGCAAUGGUGUCACUUGAGCAUGUUCCAGAUUUCUUGAGGCAUAAGCUUAGUAGGAUGAUUUGUGAUAAAGGGAAAAUGGAUGCUUCCUUUGUUGAGCUUCUUGCCAGGGGAUCUCCCACUGAGAUACGUGUGAAAAACUGUGCACAGUUGGAAGAAGAUGAUUUAACCAAAAUCUUGGGUUCUUGUAACACUCAACACGUGACUGUAUUACAACUUGACCUGAGUGGACAGUCUCUGCCUGAUAAUGUAUUGCGCAACAACUUAGCCAGGUCAUCCUGUAGCCUUCCUGCCUUGGCUACCGUAUCUCUGAGGGGUGCUCUCCGUUUGACAGAUAUUGGGCUAACUGCACUUGUUGAAUCCGCCCCUGCACUGCAGUCUGUAAAUCUAAGCCAUUGCUCCCUUCUCACAUCUUCUGGCAUCGCUGCUCUGGUUAGCUGUCUUGAAUAUACUUUGAGAGAGCUGUAUAUAGAUCACUGUCAAGACAUUGAUGCAACGGUUAUGCUACCUGCUUUAAAGAAACUGAAAUAUCUUGAAGUGUUGUCGGUGGCAAGUAUUGAGUCUGUCUGCGAUGAUUUUGUCAUUGAGAUAGUCAAAGCAUGUGGCACAAAUAUGAAAGAGCUUGUUUUCGCUGAAUGUGUGGAAUUGACUGAUAUAGCUUUUAAAGCUGUGGGGAAAAAUUGUUCAAGAUUAUGUGCCCUUGAUCUUUCCAACUUACAUAAGCUGACAAAUUCAACAUUGCAAUAUCUUGCUGAUGGUUGCCAAUCAAUUCGCAGCCUUAAACUUUACCGUAACAGUUUCAGUGAUGAAGCCAUUGCAGCCUUCUUGGAAGUCACCGGAGAUUCACUUAGUGAACUUUCACUGAAUCAUAUCAAGGAGGUUGGUCUGAACACUGCCUUGUCACUUGGCAAAUGUUCAAGAAAUUUGCAGAGUUUGGACCUGUCCUGGUGCCGCAGAUUAAGGAAUGAGGCACUUGGAUUUAUUGUUGACAGCUGCUCGUCAUUAAGGCUGCUUAAACUCUUUGGAUGUACACAGAUUACAGAUUUGUUUUUGAAUGGACAUUCAAACUCAAAGGUGCAGAUCAUUGGAUUGGGAUUAAAACCAUUAUUAGAACAUCUGGAUGACCUUGAACCGCAGAAGGGUCCACUGCGCUACUCCCCAUCGACUUCUUUAUAAGUUGAUUAAUGAAAUUCAAAUCACUCAGAUUCUUGAUCAUUUCUGUUUGGAACCUGCCACCCCAAGUCCCAACUGUACAGGAAAAAAGCCCUUCAUACAUUUUUCAUUAACCAAUGUCAAUUUUUUUUGACACAUACAACAUUGAAAUGGAAAAUUACCAUCAUAUUUUGUUCAUCAAUUUAAAUUCUUCAAUUUUGAAGAUAUAGCUUCCCAAUUCUCAAAUUCAAUCAAACCCCAUGCCCACCUAAUUCUUUUCAAGAUACCUGUACCUCUUUCAUGGUAUCCCAUAGAAGCAUGAUGCAUUAUUAGAUAGGACGGAUGGAAUAUUCUCAAAUUUGCUGAUGCCUGAUGAGAUGAUUGUGGUGACAAUGUCGGAUGUUGUACUGAAGUUAGUAUCACAAAGUGAGUAAAAUGAUGAACCAUGAGGGCUGCCUUGUUAGCAUCUAUCAAUAUAUUUGUUCAGUGUUCAUUGUCCAAGAGACUUGGAUCAGCAUAAUAAUGAUCAACCCUAUUUAUGGGACGCGACUUGUUAAAAUUAAACAGAGGAAGGAGAAGAAAUGUCUUUCUUUUUCUUUCUGUAACUUAUUAUGGAGAAGAAAAUUUGAAGUGGAAGUAUGCCGUAGAAAGUUUUAUUCAAUUUUGUUUCCUUACUAAAUUUAAAAAAUUAUCAGAAAGAAACCAUUGAUUCCUGGCCAACAAUUCUAGUUGAAAACUCUUCUUCCCAACUGCGGCAAACGUUUUGAGUGGU
Messenger RNA from Pistacia vera, 3012 nucleotides. RefSeq lists its product as uncharacterized. Lineage: Eukaryota; Viridiplantae; Streptophyta; Magnoliopsida; Sapindales; Anacardiaceae. The record is from RefSeq and is a predicted model, not a curated record. Gene Ontology annotation, biological process: SCF-dependent proteasomal ubiquitin-dependent protein catabolic process. The transcript has 6 exons. Gene Ontology annotation, cellular component: SCF ubiquitin ligase complex. The coding region runs from base 252 to 2264 and encodes 670 amino acids.